ACAUAAGAAAUUGGUAUUUUUAAAAGGGAAAGGGGCGGACUGCAGAAAUCGACGUUGCUUUGCCUUGGCCGCUAACUCUGUUUUAAAUUCGUGUAUUUUCAAACAAAUUUAGAGUUUUUGAGCCUCCGAACCGAAAUUCGCGCAACAGAGUCGGUGCAAUGACGGGAAUAAUUUCGAUCGUAACGAGGCGGGUGCCUCAAACUUUAGGAAUGCGAGCCCUGCGGAGUAAUGAGUUGAAGCGCUGCAUUCGUCAAUAUUCCCGGCUAGUCGUUUGUGCCGCCCAGCAGCAGCCACUGCUACGCCAAGAUGCCUCGCAUCGGUGCCAGGAGGCCACCAGGCUUCUCAGAUGGCAAGGCAUCCACACCACGUCGAGCAUGUGGUCGGAGCAGACCGUGAAUGUGCCUCCCUUUGCAGACUCUAUCGCCGAGGGUGACAUCAAAUUCACUUGCAAGGUAGGUGACUCAUUCGCCGCCGACGAGGCCGUCAUGGAAAUCGAGACCGACAAGACCACUGUUGCCGUGCCCGCUCCCUUCGCAGGCACCCUCACCGACAUCCUGGUCAAGGACGGCGACACCGUCAAGCCCGGCCAGGCUCUGUUCAAGAUUAAGCCCGGUGCGGCGCCUGCCAAGGCAGCUCCAGCAGCGGCAGCUGCUCCCGCUCCUGCUGCCCCUAAAGCUGCUCCAGCACCCGCUGCUGCCGCACCCAAGGCUGCUCCUGCUCCAGCUGCUCCAGCUGCUCCCGCUGCAGCCAAGCCGCCACCGCCGCCACCAAAAGCAGCGCCUCGUCCGCCGCCAGUUGCUCCUGUGGCCGCCCUUAAGCCGGCCGUUGCCCAGGUCAAGGUGCCACCUGUUGAUGGAUCGCGUCAGAUCCUAGGAACACGGUCAGAGCAGCGCGUCAAGAUGAACCGCAUGCGUCUGAAGAUUGCUGCCCGCUUGAAGGAUGCCCAGAACACAUGUGCCAUGCUCACCACCUUUAACGAGAUCGACAUGAGUUACGCCAUGAACUUCCGCAAGGAAAAUCUGGAUGCAUUCGUUAAAAAAUACGGCAUCAAGCUAGGAUUCAUGUCCAUCUUCUCGAAGGCCAGUGCCUAUGCGCUUCAGGAUCAGCCCGUGGUGAACGCUGUCAUCGAUGGCACGGACAUUGUUUACCGCGAUUACGUGGACAUCUCGGUGGCUGUGGCCACGCCCCGCGGCUUGGUGGUUCCCGUCAUCCGUAACGUGGAGAGCAUGAACUAUGCUGACAUUGAGAUCGCGUUGGCCGGUCUGGCCGAUAAGGCAAAGCGGGAUGCCAUCACCGUGGAGGACAUGGAUGGCGGCACUUUCACCAUUAGCAACGGCGGAGUGUUUGGAUCCCUGAUGGGCACGCCCAUCAUCAAUCCACCACAGAGUGCCAUUCUCGGCAUGCAUGGCAUCUUUGAGCGUCCGAUCGCUGUUAAAGGAGAGGUCAAGGUUCGCCCAAUGAUGUACAUCGCACUGACUUACGAUCACCGAAUCAUCGAUGGUCGUGAGGCAGUACUGUUCCUGCGAAAAAUCAAGGCAGCUGUGGAGAAUCCAACGAUUAUUGUGGCCGGCUUGUAGAGUGAAUUGUGUUUAAUUGCGUCCACGGCCUUCAUUUGAUAUUAGCCUCUUAAACAUGAAACUAAUCUUUGGUUAUUUAUUAUUUUAUUUCGCGAUAGAAAAACAACAGAAAAUCGAACUUUUUUCGAACCAUCAGUAGUAGUCAAAAUAAAGCAAACGUGGAACUUUUCUUAAAUAUCAACUGUGCACUGAAUGUUAUUGUUAACCUAAGACGCUGCAAUAUAAAGUCGUAAUAAAGCGAUGACGAAUAUUGACCAACCUCAA
Messenger RNA from Drosophila eugracilis, 1841 nucleotides. RefSeq names its product dihydrolipoyllysine-residue succinyltransferase component of 2-oxoglutarate dehydrogenase complex, mitochondrial. Gene Ontology annotation, cellular component: oxoglutarate dehydrogenase complex. Gene Ontology annotation, biological process: tricarboxylic acid cycle. Lineage: Eukaryota; Metazoa; Arthropoda; Insecta; Diptera; Drosophilidae. The record is from RefSeq and is a predicted model, not a curated record. The transcript has 7 exons. Gene Ontology annotation, molecular function: dihydrolipoyllysine-residue succinyltransferase activity. The coding region runs from base 159 to 1577 and encodes 472 amino acids.